Ictalurus punctatus (channel catfish) is the source of this 1885-nucleotide messenger RNA. RefSeq names its product homeobox protein HMX3-A. Gene Ontology annotation, molecular function: DNA-binding transcription factor activity, RNA polymerase II-specific; RNA polymerase II transcription regulatory region sequence-specific DNA binding. NCBI's taxonomy places the organism in Eukaryota, Metazoa, Chordata, Actinopteri, Siluriformes, Ictaluridae. Gene Ontology annotation, cellular component: nucleus. The record is from RefSeq and is a predicted model, not a curated record. Gene Ontology annotation, biological process: regulation of transcription by RNA polymerase II. The transcript is spliced from 2 exons. Bases 317 to 1189 code for a protein of 290 amino acids.
GCCAUGUUAUUCCUCCUUAAAUCCCAUUUGCCAUUGUGCUCAGAGCUCAGUGUCCGCAUUUAACUUGGAUGACAUUUUGAUUUCAUCAUUACCCUCCAGACGCGUCCAUUCAUCAUCCAUCUAUCUAUCUAUCUAUCUAUCUCUCUAUCUAUCUCUCUAUCUAUCUAUCUAUCUAUCCAGGUUGAUCUUCGCAUGUAUUUUUAUUUUUAUUUUGUAAGCGCGUGAGGAAUCUUUAAAAGCUUCUUAAAAGCUUGAUAUUUGACUCUCGAGACACUUCCCGAGGAGAGAGGACUGUGCGUGUUUUUAUGGUGAUCCAAUGGCCGAGACAACGCCGGAGACUCGCCCGUUUAAAGACUCUCCGUUCUCCAUCAAAAAUCUGCUGAACUGCGAGAGCAAGCCCACUCUGAUCAAACCCAAAGCCAUCAUGAACUCCACCAAAGGACUCCUGGAGCACGGCUUCUCCCUGUCCCGCGUCGGAGACUUGAGUUUUCCGCGGUUUGAUUUGCCGGUGCAGAGGUUUGGAUUAGCGGCUCACUGGUGGUACCCGUACGGACACUUACACAGAACUGCAGUGUCAGAGAGGCCGGCGGUUAGAGACUUAUCCCCGGCGUCCGGUACAGACAGAGACUCACCGGAGCCGCGGCUCGCGUUAGAACCGGACGCCAAAGAGGACGAGGAGAGCAAAAGCGUGGAUGAAAUCCUCCUGGAGGAAAGCGACACGGACGAGCCGAAGCGCGACGACGCACGGGAAGCGUCGGGCGCGGCGGCGGAGAGCUCGGACAAGCGGCCACCGUGCCGGAAGAAGAAGACGCGCACAGUGUUCUCGCGCAGCCAGGUGUUCCAGCUCGAGUCCACCUUCGACGCCAAGCGCUACCUGAGCAGCGCCGAGCGCGCGUGCCUGGCCUCCAGCCUGCAGCUCACCGAGACUCAGGUGAAGAUCUGGUUCCAGAACCGGCGCAAUAAGUGGAAGCGGCAGCUGGCGGCGGAGCUCGAGGCGGCCAGUCUGAGUCACACAGCCGCGCGCCGCAUGGUCCCGGUCCCCGUGCUUUACCGCGAGGGCUCAGCCAGCGACACCGCCAGCGCCGCGUCCAGCCACGCCACAGCCGGCCAGCCUCUCCUCACCUUCCCACAUCCGGUCUAUUAUCCACAUCCGGUGGUCGCCGCCGUGCCGCUGCUCAGACCCGUAUGAACUCCGCGCUCGCUCGCGCUCAUCAUCACUCACUGCCCCAAUUCAUGAACGGUUUAUAACGCGACCACGUCAUCUAAUGUUUCUAAUGAAAUAAAAUAAAGAAAGGAGGUAAAAUAAACAAAUAAAUAAAUAAAACAAUUGUUUGUACUGCUGAAAAAAAAAUCAACUCAGCAGGUUAUUAUUAUUAUUAUUAUUAUUAUUAUUAUUAUUAUUAUUAUUAUUAUAUAAUUGGCCAUAUCAAACACAUAAAUGGGAGCUCCAGAAACGGUGAUGGAUGCGUUUCAAUUUUUUUUGAAGUAUAUAAAAAUGUUUUCAUUAGAAUUCCUCCCUGCGCGCGCGCGCACACACACACACACACACACACACACACACACACACACACACACUGAGUAACUGCAGUCAGAGCUUCAGUGUGCGGACAAUCACCUGUCUUACACCUUUAUACCAAUGACGUCAUGAAUCUUGCAUUAAAUCCAUCCAUCCGCGUUGCUUUGGUCUUUUUCUUUUCCUUUAUGAUUCUUUCUCUUUUUUUCCUCUAUUUUUUUGGGAAGCCCGGUUCAGUGUACAUAUUUAUAAAUAUAUAUAGCUAUAAAGGGUGUUGUAAAUAUACAUAAAUCAUGCUGGUGAGAAAUGCAAUGUUGUGUAUAAUGAAACAGAUUUUGAUAUUGUAUUGCUGUAAUAAAACUGGUUGAUCGA